AUGGAUGACUCGAUCUUCCUCGUAUUUAUCAGUGCCCUAAACAGGUACUUCGAUACCAUUCAGUAUCACGACGACAUCUAUGAUCAUGAGACGCGUGUAGCAACCCUUCGCCAUAUCUACGCAGAGACUGCCAAGUACUUUGAUCAGCCUAAGCAGAGGGCAGCGAUCAAAGCCCAGCCUACAAGAUUCAAGGCCAUCAUGCGCACCAGCUCUCAGGUCGUGGUGUACUACUGGCCCAAGUGCUCGCUAGACGUUAUGGUUGCUGUCAGUGUCUAUUUUGUUCACAUUGUCCUCCUCGACGACAGCACCAACAACCCAAGCCCCUUGAUGUUGACAUUUGGCAACGAUCUCAUCAAGAGCGAGCCGCAGAAGCACCCAUUUUGGUCGCUGAUGAACGCUCACCUAAGCAAGUUUCUCAGCUACUAUGGGGGACUUUGCUCCCUCGCCAUCCUCAGGAGCACCUUUGAUUACUUUCAGGGUUCUGAGUACUUCCCAGGCUUCUUGCGUCGCUUGAAUGGGCUUGGGGGCAUCUAUGGUGGAAGCUUAUUCCCUCGCGACGACUUUGACGAGGAUGCCCUAUUCCCCCAGAUUACAACUGCUAUCGCUGAACUAGAGAUUCCUAUCGCCUUCAUCAAUGACCUAAUGUCUUUCUAUAAGGAAUACGGUAACCCAAGAGAUGAGGUGAACCUGGUCUCGAACUGGUGCACCACUGAGGGGCUCUCCAUCUCCGAAUACUUCGAAAGACUCACCAACGAAACCUAUCGCGGCUCCAAGCGCCACUUCUGCGAUAAAAGAUUCCGUUUCAAAGAAUCGUAUGAGCGAUGCGGUGACAACCCCGAGGAGCUCAAGUUCCGCAAGUACUACGAGAAAGCCAUGGCUAUUAGAACCAUUGACUUCAAGGAAUGGACUGUCUGGCUCCCUGUCAACGGUGCCGAGAAGAUGGCGGAGAUGAAUGGAAUCCCCAAUGAAGUCACUAAUGGUAUUCAUGAUGGGGAGGCGGAAGGUUUGAAGAACGGUAUUUCGCACGGGCUAGGCAAUGGAGAACUUCUGAACCUGUAUGCCACGCCCAUGGUGGCUAAGUAA
Molecule: messenger RNA, 1083 nt
Organism: Fusarium falciforme
Lineage: Eukaryota; Fungi; Ascomycota; Sordariomycetes; Hypocreales; Nectriaceae
Product: Trichodiene synthase
Exons: 3
Coding region: 1-1083 (360 amino acids)
Molecular function (GO): carbon-oxygen lyase activity, acting on phosphates
Source: RefSeq, a predicted model, not a curated record